AUGCAGCCUCUUGUCCAGCGAUUGGAGAUUCACGCCUCGGAACGCGAGAAGUUCACCGAGUCCGCCUGGCGAGCUCUCGCCUACAGUCUGCUCUGGAGCCUUUCGUUGUAUCUGCUCUUCUUCGGGGACACCGUGAACGCGCUCUACCAACCGUGUCAUGUCCUCAUCGGCAUCAGAUUUACAGCUAGUGCUGGUCUCUGCCCCUCAGCCCGUUAG
Protopolystoma xenopodis is the source of this 216-nucleotide messenger RNA. Lineage: Eukaryota; Metazoa; Platyhelminthes; Monogenea; Polystomatidea; Polystomatidae. The record is from the annotation of a GenBank genome assembly.